AUGGACGCACUUCCUGAUAUAUUCUAUAAAACAUUUCCACAUAAUUCUAAAGAUUCAAAACAACAAUAUUAUUCAGAAGUUUUUCAAUUUUUUGGAGAUAUAAAAAGUUUGGAUGAGGAUGAUUAUAUUUGUCUAUUUCUUGUCGUAUGGAAUAAUGAUCCAGAUCUUUUUAGUGCACUUGAGGAGUUUUAUUUUGAAUCAUCAAUCAUUCAAAAUGCAAUAUGUAAUAUAUCUUGGAAUUGUAAACAUGUUACUCAUGUUACUAUGGGACAUUGUUUUGCACAAUAUAUUCAAAGUAUAACAUCAAGGAAUUCACAAUUGCAAUAUGACGUGAUUGGUAAUAUUAUUUAUUACCUUCAAAACAAACAUAAUUUACCAAAUUCCAUACAAGAACGUCUAUCUAAAAUGGAUCCAUCACGAAGACAUUUAUUACGUUGGAUAUGUACUCUUGGGAUUCAAUCUUAUACUUAUUUACAAUAUAUAGAUUAUAUCUCUAAAUACCAAUUUAGGCCCCGUAUUAAUUUUAUGGUUUAUGACUACCCGAAUAUACAAGAUGUACAAAAUAUACAAAAUAAUAAAUCAGAACCGAUAACAGUUUUAGAAACAAAAAACAAAGAAUUGGCCAAUGAAGCUAAAUGUGAAAAAGACAAAUCAUUGAAAAUUUCGAUCAAGAAACAAUCAAACAAAUUAUCUUUAGGAAAAACAUCACAAACAUCACAAGAUGAUAUAAAAAGCAUGCGUCAAGAAAUAGAACGUUUGCGUCAAGAAAUAGAACAUUCAAGAAGUGAAGCAGCAAAAUAUCAACUUGAGUUAGGGAAUGCUACGAAUUGCAUAUGGAAAGACGAUGAUCCUAAUAAUCCUUGUCGUUUAACUGAAGAAUUUAAACAUCUUCAAGAUGAAUUAUUUAAUUUCGCCAAGGUAAAAGGAGGGUCUAUAAAAAUUCACGCACAAGCGGCUAAUGACCUGUUUAAACAAUAUAACCGUACAAUAACGUCUGAUGACCCAGGAAUGAAAUCAAUUCUUUCUGCUGUCUUACAAAGACAUGUAUUUGACUUUAUUUAUCAAGAAAUAAAAAAUUAUUUUGAAAAUUUUUCAAUAGAUCAACCUGGAAAUAUACAGAAUGAAUUACUUGAAUUUAGAAUAAAAACAAAAACAGAUGAUUUGAUUAGUUUAACUAAUCAAUUUUCAGAAGUUAAUCCAGGAAAUGACGUUCUUCCAAAAAAGAUACGUCAACAAAUUUAUGCUGCUUUAAGCAAUAGGGGAUUUACCAAUCCAGAUCAUCCACUCAUUCAAAGAAUUGUUAAAAAACUCUUGGAAUUAAUGGAUGGAUACAGAACAAUAGAAUCAAAAGAAAAAAAGGAUAGAUCACAGUUGAAAGCAAGAUAUAUAGUUCAGCAAAUUAUGAAAUUGUUUUACUUUCGUAUAUACACUCAAGAACAACCUCCAGAACUUAUUUUUUAUGAGAGCGGUGAUGCUUUCGAUGGGUUGAGUAUGGAAAACCUUGCUUAUGAGGAUUCAGAGGAAUCUGAUGUUGAAUUUUGUGCAUUUCCAGCGGUAGCAAUUAUGGUGAAUAAUAGUGAUAUGUAUGAUAAGGUGCUUGUUAAAGCAAAGGUAGUAUUACGACCUAGAACUGAUAAUAUAACCGUUCUUGAUUGA
Messenger RNA from Racocetra persica, 1656 nucleotides. NCBI's taxonomy places the organism in Eukaryota, Fungi, Glomeromycota, Glomeromycetes, Diversisporales, Gigasporaceae. The record is from the annotation of a GenBank genome assembly.